Messenger RNA from Elaeis guineensis (African oil palm), 2065 nucleotides. Its product is annotated as fructokinase-like 2, chloroplastic. Gene Ontology annotation, cellular component: chloroplast nucleoid. Gene Ontology annotation, biological process: chloroplast organization; etioplast organization; plastid transcription. Lineage: Eukaryota; Viridiplantae; Streptophyta; Magnoliopsida; Arecales; Arecaceae. The record is from RefSeq and is a predicted model, not a curated record.
UGGGAGAAAAAUUUCGGGGUUUGAACUCCGCAGUAGCUCGAGAGGAACCCCAUCAAUUGUGGUUCCGAGAAGGCUCAGAUUGGUCCUUUUGAGAUCCAAAGGCGGAGCUUUUGGAGCAAUGGCGUCUCUCUUCUUCACUUGCCCUCUCCCUGUGCUCAGGGUGCAGUCAAAUCACCAGAAAAACUUUUCUAGGCAAAGUGUUAUUCAACUUAAUGAUUUGAAGCUGCAGAAGUGGUAUGAUAGAGCAGUGACCAAGAGAAGUGCUUCACAAGUUGAUGCAGAAGAUGCCUUGAGCGGCGAAAGUGCUGACAAAGCUUUCAAGAAUCCUCAACAAACUCCUAGACAUAGCAGAAAGAAACUGAGUGCACAGACUUCAGAAGAGAGCACUGAGGUGAUGGCUAGUAGUGUCAACAGGGAAGAAAAAGGUGCUCCAGAGGCACCUGCUGAAAACUCCAACAAGGUUACAAGAAAAGGCAGGAAGAAAGUUACUCCAUUGCCUAGUCCAGAGGCAGAGAGCAAUAAGAAGAAAGCAACAAAGAGAAGGACUAGGAAAAAGGUUGACACCAUGAAGGACCAGAGCAUGAGUGAAAAACUUGAUAAUCUCAAGCCCACAUCCACAAAUAUUCUUGAUAGUAAACAUGAGGAGAUGCAAUUAAUAGAAGAUGAGGGAGAGGACAUUAGUUUUACCUAUAGAUGGCCACCACUAGUUUGUUGUUUUGGAGCAGCACAACAUUUAUUCAUACCUUCUGGAAGACCAGCUAAUAGAUUGAUAGAUCACGAGAUUCAUGAUUCAAAGAAGGAUAUGUUCUGGUCUCCAACUAAAUUUAUUAGAGCACCUGGAGGGCCAUCAUCCAGUGUGGCAGUUGCGCUUGCUAAGAUAGGUGGUCGAGUUGAAUUCAUGGGGAAACUUGGGGAUGAUGAAUAUGGUCAAACCAUGCUCUAUUAUCUAAAUGAAAACAAAGUACAAACUCGAUCGGUAAAGCUUGAUGGUUCAAAGCCAACAGCAGUAUCUCACAUGAAGAUUGCUAAAAGGGGUAGAUUAAGAGUGAGUUGUGUCGAACCCUGUGCUGAAGACAGUUUUUUAAGCUCUGAGAUCAACAUUGAUGUUUUAAAAGAGGCAAAGAUGUUUUAUUUUAAUUCCUCAUCCCUGCUCAAUCAGAGCCUGAGAUCAACAGCAAUGCAAGCUAUCAAGAUUUCCAAGAAAUUAGGAGGGGUCAUAUUUUUUGAUCUGAACCUCCCACUGCCGCUGUGGAAGUCCAGUGAGGAAACCAAGGCAUUCAUCCAGGAAGUAUGGAAUAUCGCUGACAUCAUUGAAGUGACCAAACAGGAACUUGAGUUUCUAUGUGGCAUGGAACCUUCAGAGAAAUUUGAUACCAAGGAUAAUGAUAAAUCAAAAUUCAUCCAUCACAAACCUGAAGUGGUCAUGCAGCUAUGGCAUGAAAAUCUGAAGGUCCUGUUUGUGACAAAUGGAACAUCUAAAAUACACUAUUACACACAGAAGGAUAAUGGAUGGGUUCAUGGAAUGGAAGACCCACCUAUCACACCAUUUACUGGUGACAUGUCAAUAUCAGGCGAUGCCAUCAUUGCAGCGCUCAUAAGAAUGUUGACAGUUCAACCACAUCUGGCUACUGACAAGGGGUACUUGGAGCACAUGAUCAAGUAUGCAAUAAAUUGUGGUGUCAUUGACCAGUGGUUGCAUGCACGAGAGUGUGGUUUCCCUCCUAAAGAAGGGAUGGAUUUCACUGUCAGGUCCAUUACGGAGAGAGAAUAUCGUACGGUUGAAGAACCUGCUGCCUGAUUCGAACAUGUUGGCACCUUUUUGUCCUUUUUUUUUUUUCCUCUGGAUCAACGUCUUCCAGUCCGGCUUAUCAUGGGCAUUUACGAGAGGCUUCACUGGGAUUUUGAAUUUCCUGAGUUGAUAGUAACGGUGGCAGGAACUCAAAAGGAGCUAUACUAACAGCAUGGAGGUACCAUAAGUGUUUGGAAUUCGUGUCAUGAUGUAAAUGUUAACUUAAACAACAACAUGCAUUCUGCAUUAAAUAUGUUCAUCAGCACCUUUUUUUUA